Asterias rubens (European starfish) is the source of this 421-nucleotide messenger RNA. RefSeq names its product deoxycytidylate deaminase-like. Gene Ontology annotation, biological process: dTMP biosynthetic process; dUMP biosynthetic process. Gene Ontology annotation, molecular function: dCMP deaminase activity; zinc ion binding. NCBI's taxonomy places the organism in Eukaryota, Metazoa, Echinodermata, Asteroidea, Forcipulatida, Asteriidae. The record is from RefSeq and is a predicted model, not a curated record. Gene Ontology annotation, cellular component: cytoplasm.
AUGCACGCUUUAAUUUUUCCCGGGAAAAAUUGUAGUAAAAAGGUAUAUCAACACGAAGACACACAGACACGGAUUCAGGGGCAGAACGGCAAAAUGGAGCAAAAUGGCACCUCAACGAUCUGUGUAACUCCAACGAAGAAAACAAGUAAAUGUGCUGUAAAUGGAGAUGCAAAGUGUAACAACAAAAAAAGAGACGAGUGUUUAGGAUGGGAUGAUUACUUCAUGGCCAUAGCGUUCCUGUCAGCAGAACGCAGCAAGGAUCCAAGCUCACAGGUUGGUGCUUGCAUCGUAAAUGAAGAAAAGAAAAUUGUAGGCAUUGGAUAUAAUGGAAUGCCUAAUAAAUGCGACGAUGAUAAACUGCCAUGGGGCAAGGAUGGUGAUUGGCUGGACCAAAAGUACGCUUUCGUGUGUCAUGCUGAAA